Molecule: messenger RNA, 492 nt
Organism: Betta splendens (Siamese fighting fish)
Lineage: Eukaryota; Metazoa; Chordata; Actinopteri; Anabantiformes; Osphronemidae
Gene: ss18l2
Product: ss18, like 2
Exons: 4
Coding region: 96-386 (96 amino acids)
Biological process (GO): positive regulation of transcription by RNA polymerase II
Cellular component (GO): nucleus
Molecular function (GO): transcription coactivator activity
Source: RefSeq, a predicted model, not a curated record
UCUUGUUUGUUGAUUUGCAGGCCCGCGUUAAAUACGAAGAAGAAGAAAGAACUCCGCCAACGAAGAAGAAGAAAAAAAGCCGCAACAACACAAGCAUGUCGAUUGUUUUUGUUCCAAAGAAACUACGAGGAAAGGCGAAAAUCAACCAGGAAACAAUACAGAGACUGCUUGAUGAAAACGACCAGUUAGUGAGAUGUAUCACUGAAUACAUGCAGAAAGGGAGAGCCGUCGAGUGUGUGCAAUACCAACAGAUCCUGCACCGUAACAUCGUUUAUCUAGCAACCCUAGCCGACGCCAGCCUUGACACCAGGCCCUCCUGCUCCAAUGCUACAUCUGGAGAAACCACAGUCACGGGAUCAUCUGCGAGCGGGCACGGGGAGACGUGAUGAUGGCAGCUGGGCCCCCGUUAGGACGGGUGGUUUUCCGUUUACAUUUGCAUUUACGAACGAUUGUGUUACAUAAAAUAUAAUAAAUAUAUAUUUUUAUUUUAAA